AUGGAUGAAAGUGACUUUGAAAAGCUUAACGGGAAAGUCAAGUUGAGACGGACUUAUACAAAAGUAUUUCCAUACAAGAGUCAAUAUCCAAUCGAAACCCUAGGCGAAUUCCGGACAGACAUCAAAUGUAAAACGAAUAAUGGAAGAAAAUCGCUAUCGAAUAUAUUAAUUCAUGUCGUCAAGCGCAAUGGUAAUUUCGGUGAAUCGCUACUAAGUUUUCAGACAGCAGAAGAUUUGGGACUCGUACAAAUAAUUAAACAAGUCAUGGGACAGACCGCAACAGACAAGCUAGUAAGCGAAUACAAUGAUUUAUUCACAGGCCUAGGCAAAAUGACAGAUUUCCAAGUAAAGCUACACAUAGACGAGACUGUUCAGCCCGUAGCCCAACCGCAUCGUCGCAUUCCGUUUCAUAUUCGCAAAAAAGUCGAAAAGAAAAUUGCAGAAAUGGAAGCCGCCGACAUAAUCGAAAAGGUCGACGAAGCAACACCAACACCUGUGCAUCUAUUUUGGGUUUUGUGCAUUUUUCUGUUUUCUUAA
Saccoglossus kowalevskii is the source of this 537-nucleotide messenger RNA. RefSeq lists its product as uncharacterized. The record is from RefSeq and is a predicted model, not a curated record. NCBI's taxonomy places the organism in Eukaryota, Metazoa, Hemichordata, Enteropneusta, Harrimaniidae.